This is a messenger RNA of Episyrphus balteatus (marmalade hoverfly), 9636 nucleotides long. RefSeq lists its product as uncharacterized. The record is from RefSeq and is a predicted model, not a curated record. Lineage: Eukaryota; Metazoa; Arthropoda; Insecta; Diptera; Syrphidae. Gene Ontology annotation, molecular function: tau-protein kinase activity; protein serine/threonine kinase activity; ATP binding. The transcript is spliced from 16 exons. Gene Ontology annotation, cellular component: cytoplasm. Gene Ontology annotation, biological process: protein phosphorylation; microtubule cytoskeleton organization; intracellular signal transduction. The coding region runs from base 1175 to 8800 and encodes 2541 amino acids.
AGAUGGCGAAGUGUUAAGAUGUAUUUUCUCUCUGCGGUGCAUCGCGAACAGUGCACAAAAUAAAUAAUAAAAAAAAAAAAAAAAAUAGAAUACGGAAGAAAAAAAAACUCCCUAGAAAAGAAAAAAAAUAUAUAUCACCUCACAAAAUUAUAUAUUACGUGACAUCAACGAAAGAAAGAAAGUUUUUCCACAAAAAAAUGCAAUAAAAAAAAGGUGAAAAAAAGUGAACAUCUGUGUGCAACAAAAACAAAAAAAAAUUUAAUAAAAGAAGUUUCUCUGUGUUAUUAGGCGGUAGGAGGAAGUUUUCGAACAUACCUAAAAAUUGUUGCUUUUUAUCAUACUAAAAUAAAAAUAAUAUAAAAAAAAAACAGUGCUGUCGUUGUUGUUUUUGUUUUAGUUAGUUUUUAUCUAGAUACAACUUCCUCCCUCUCUCGCUUUGUAACUAACCUCUCCUCUUUCUCUUCCUCCUACUCCACCAACACCGCCCAAAUAAAAACUCCACUUCCACCACCUCAAAAAAAAAAAACAAAUUCAAGAAUAAAUCAAGGAAACGAAGAAAAAAAACGAGAAGUUCCGUGGCCGUCGCUUGUCGGUGCGUUUGUAUGCUUUUUUUUUAUGAAUUCCAAGGUUCUAAGGAGUUUCUCUCGGUGCUAACAUCUUUUCUCUCAAAUUUUCCCCUAAGAAUUAACUUAUCUUGAUUUUUAUUGAUAGAUUUAUAAAGGAAAAUUGUUUAAUUUUAAGUUUGCGUGUGUGCUCACAAAAUAUAUUUGAAAUAAAAAGUCAAGAAGUUAUAAAAAUAAGUAAACAAAAACUGGGUGCGGAUAUUUUGUUGUUUUUUUUUUUUUUAUUCUGCCUUCACUGACUUCUGCUGGAUUUGGUUCUGUUCGUUUUGUUCUCCAAAAAAAAGUAAAAAAAAAAAACUCAAGGCACAACGAACAAUUAAAUCAAACCAAACAGCACUAACAACAACAACAACAACAACUGGGACGAGGAGGAAUAUAUAGCAACUCUCAGGGCAAUAAAACAAAAAAAAAAAAAAAACUUGAAAAAGGAGGAAAAACUUGGUUUUCUGUUGAACUACUUCUUUUUGCCUUGAGUUGUUCUUCAUAAAAAAUAAGGAACCUUGAUUGCUUCUAACUAAAAAAAAAAGAAUAAAUAAUAAUUGCUUCCCAAAAUGGUGAUAGGUGAUACAGAUGGUGCUGCGGUACCGGAAGGCGUCAAUACAUUGGCGCAUCCCUCCGGUAUUCCGCAAGAUAAGAUUGACAAUAUAAUGAGCGGCAUUAGCAAUACGGGUGCUGUAAAAAUGAAUAAUCACAGAAAGAAAUUGCGACAAAGAUUUGAUAUUAUAAAGAAACUUGGACAAGGUACAUAUGGUAAAGUUCAGUUGGGCAUUAAUAAAGAAACUGGACAAGAAGUUGCAAUUAAGACAAUAAAAAAAUGUAAAAUAGAAGCCGAAGCUGAUUUGGUGCGCAUUCGGAGAGAAGUUCAAAUUAUGAGCUCAGUACAGCAUCCAAAUAUAAUACACAUUUAUGAAGUCUUUGAAAACCGUGAAAAAAUGGUUCUAGUCAUGGAAUUUGCUGCUGGCGGAGAACUAUACGAUUAUUUGUCAGAACGUAAAGUCCUAAAUGAAGAAGAAGCUCGACGAAUAUUCCGUCAAGUAUCCACCGCUGUUUACUAUUGCCAUAAACAUAAAAUUUGUCAUCGUGAUUUAAAAUUAGAAAAUAUAUUACUUGAUGAAAAUGGCAAUGCUAAAAUUGCCGAUUUUGGUUUAUCAAAUGUAUUCGAUGAACAACGACUCCUAUCAACAUUUUGUGGUUCACCAUUGUAUGCAUCGCCAGAAAUUGUCGAAGGUACACCAUAUCAGGGGCCUGAAGUCGAUUGUUGGUCAUUGGGUGUAUUACUCUACACUUUGGUCUAUGGAUCAAUGCCAUUCGAUGGAUCAAAUUUUAAACGACUUGUUAAACAAAUCAGUCAAGGUGAUUACUAUGAACCAAAAAAGCCAUCUAGAGCUUCAUCAUUGAUCAGAGAAAUGUUGACAGUUUGUCCGCGUAAGAGGGCAACCAUUGAACAAAUUUGUAGCCACUGGUGGGUGAAUGAAAACGAUAAUGUGUCAUGUUUGGAUCUAGCUGAGAAUCUUGCUAACCAAACACCCGUUCGAUUGGAUGUCCUAUUGUCACUAUCGCCUCCAUCAGUUCAUGCAGAACAACUGGUUGUUCCAAAUGCAGACACAAAUACCAAGGCUAAUGAGAGAGUACCACGAAGUCAUUCGGUGGGUUCGAUUAGGGAUAUGGGAAACACAGAAGCAGAGAGACGAAUCCUAGAUAUGGUUGCAGCUGGCGGAGAAGCUGCAUUAAUGCCAUCACCAACUCGCACAAUAACACCGGCUCAAAGCCCCGUACAAGUCAAGCGAAAACUUGUGACGACAGUCUCAACAGAAAGCGCCGCUGGUGCAGUUAAGAAAAAAGAACGCCCUAUGGAAGGAGCUGUGGCUAAUGAAGCCAAUGAACAGCCCGAACCGCCUACAAAAAUGGACGUAACUGAGAGUGUUGUAGAGACUGAAAGUAAUAAAACACCAACGGCAGGUGGUGAAUUCUCGAAACAAGACAUGAAAUUGGUUGAGAAUUUGUGUAAUCAAUUGAUGCAAGAUACACCACCUCAGGUACCACCACCAUCCGUACCGCCAUCAUCACAAAUACCCUCAGAUCAACAACAACAACAAACAUUGGCUCGACAAAAGACGGCUGCUAAAUUAGAUGCAGUCACAGAAGCAAUUGAAGAAGCACAUCCCGAAGAAAAUAGCGCCACAAAGGUUAUUAAAAAGUUUGUCAACAAACACAAGACCGCUGAUCUUGUGGCAGCCUUAAAUAAAAUCUCUCCCGAGAAGACUACCGAUGAUGCAGUUAAAGCACAUGCAAUGUCACACGUUCGAAAGAGUAGCCUUCCCGAUGAAUCGCUCAAUAAAUUUGUUGCGGAUCGUCGAAAAUCACGUAUUCUAGAAACGGCGGAAAAGUUUCAAAAUAUGGGAGGCUCAAAUAUUGAAAAACCAAAGAAUUUCUCGGCGAUAUCCGGUGUUAGUGUGGGUAAUUUUAAGAAAGAAUUCGAAAGAAAAGCUUCACUUACGAGUGUGCCAACAUCGGCAGAACGUCGUGCACUCGAAAAACGAUCCGAAUCGGUUACUAAAGAUCAAACAGCUGAACCCCAAAUUGCAUCAAAGAAGGAGACUUCUUCGAAAUUACCACCAUCAGAGGUGGUGUCAUCAUCUGGAGUAAACAAUAACUCACAGCCAUUAUCACCCAGCAAUUCAGUGGAAGAAAGUGGUUCAAAGAAUUCAAUUACAAACUUUUCUCUCGAAGAGGCCAGACGUUCAAUGGAGAAUUCAAUUGCAUUACUCAAACAGGCUCAAAAUGAAUCAUCCAAAGAAGUCGAUCAAUUGUGUGCAAAGACGGAAAAUGUUGCUGUGUCCGAUGAUCAUUUGACAGAACGAGAAAGGAAACUUAAGAAUGCCCGAGCAAUUAUUGGCAAUGCAAUACAACCAGGUAUACGCAGGCCAUCUCUGUUCGGAAUGGGUGGUGGCCGUUCGAUAUCGGGCAGUGCUGUCAUACCCGAUACACGACAAAUUCGGCUUGGUUCAGCUGGCCGAUUUGAGGUACCCAUGUCGUACUCAGGGUUUAAAACAUCCCCCACAAUGGGUGAACCACCGCAACAACCUCAGCCACCACCAGGAACUGUUAAAACUUCACGUGCUGAAAUUACUCUUAAAUCAGCAACUCUCCCGCGGCGUAAACCAACUACAAAAACCGAAAUUCAAUUGGACAUUAAACCUAGAAUUAUGGAGCAAUCACCAAUGCGUUUUACCACCGAAAUGCAACAUCCAGUGCCCGAUCUACGAAGUGCACCUGUACGUGAGGGACCAUAUAGUCCAUUGUCUCAAUCCAUACAUCAAAGAGCUACAAGUUUGGAACCGACACGAGAACAAUCCAGAGAACAUAUUAUACCAAUUCAAAGGCCUCCGGUUUAUACACGAACAAGUUCCAACACAACAACAAGGUCAGGAUCAUUGUCACGACAAUCGACUCUUGAAUCUGAGUCAGAUAUUACUUCAACAAAUCAGUCACAAUCAACUAUUACUGGUUCCUCUCAGCCAAUUAAGAAAAGUCCUCGUGAAUUUAUUAUACCAAUUGCUGUGGAAGGUGGUGGUUAUAUAACCCCUAGGGCAGGUAGUAUUGAACCAUCUGAAUCUAGCCAGACAACGACAAGUGGAUCUACAUUUAGUCGUAUUAGACCAAGACGUAUUGGGCUUUUGUCAGAAGCAGACGAAGAAAAUCUUCAAUUCCCUAAAAUCAGAACGGCUUCGAUAACCAGGGAGGGAGGAGAAGAUGAGCCAAGGUUUACACUUCAUCGACUAAGGAGUUCCCGGCCAGUAAAGAAAGCCAGUCAAGAGAAUGAUUCACAAAGUUCUGGUGAGGAAGACGACGAUGAUGGCUUUGAAAUUCUUACAGCUGAGAAUCUAUUCUCAACUCUCUUACAACGAGUCCGAGCAUUAACAAAUCGACUGAAUGUGAAUAAUGACUUUACGUCUGGAUUUCCAAAUUCAAGUCGUUUACUAAGCAAUAUGCGACAAAAUCAAAGUCCAUUUUGGAAUCAGGAGCCAUUCGCAAGUCGAUUAACGGGCCCAAGUAAUGUUGGAGCACCAUGGCGCCAUAGUAUGUCGCGUGAUCUGGGUAACGAUAUGGAAUCAAUGUUUUCUCGAACCGGCGCAACAUUGCCUAGAGGAAACAAAAAAAAGAGUCCGAAAUUAAUUGAAAACAAAGAUACUGCCUCCUCUUUACCAGCAUCUACCGAUGAACCAUUAGAUUUGGCCGAUUUAGAUCUAUCUCGAUUGCGUUUGAGUAAAAAAGAUUUAGAAACUCUAUCAAGCAUAACACCAGGUUUACCAAAAUGCUUUCAAGAACAACUUCUAGCCAAGUUACCACCAACACAAGCACGAAAAUUAUCACGUACUUUAUCAAUGCAAAAUAGCACUCACGUUCCUACUGUUCGAGUUUACAAACGUAGUCAAAGUGGUGGUAGAAAUAUGACCACUGUAGACUCUGAACGAUAUACCCCAGGUGAAUUAAGAUCAGAAAUUGAAAAUAAAAAAAUUGCCAACGACUCUAAAUCGAAUUUUUUGAAAAUGAGCGAUAGUUCCCGUGAUGAGGGUUCUGAUCGAUCUCAUAGUCUGAUUUAUCGACGCAGUCUGAGUCGAGGACGUUAUGAUUACGAAAAUGUUCAAGACUUGAAAAAUCGAAGCCAUAGCGUUUGUCGGGUUUCUGACGAUACCAGCAAAUCCUUAUGCUCAUCAUAUUCAAGUGAUGUGAGUGAGAAAUAUAAAUACUACUCGCCAUAUCUCACCAAGGGACGGGAUUCAGAAAGUUCCUCAAUAUCGCCGUACAAACGUUACGAUAGUAUAUCGCCACGUGAAAGCUGUUUAAGUCCUACCAAAGAAUUCAGCAACCGUUUGGUUGGUGGCGAAUGCUUGUCACCGACAUCCGAAAGCCAAGGCAAUCUUUCGAAUCAUCGCCGAUAUGCAAGGUAUUUACGACAAGAAUCUGGAGGUUUGGACGAAAAUCGUUCAAGUGUUGAGAAAAAACCCCGAGGAGAACGUGAAACUCACAGUGUUUUGCGUGAAAUUAAAGAAAAAAGUCGUGAAUCUAGUCGUGAUCGGCUAAGUCAAAGCAUGGAACUUGAUCCGACACUUGGUAUUGAGACUGAACGAAAACCAGAAACAACAACAACAACUCUACGUCAUGUUCGUAAUAAAAGUCUUGAAAUAUAUGCUGACUCUAAUAAAGAAACCUCCUCCAAUGGAACUCAUGUUCGUUCGAAAUCUCGAGACCUACCCCCAGACAGUUCUCUACAAAAAGAAGAAAUUGCUUCGAAAAUUCUCGAAGAGCUUCAAGCUCUCUCCUCUGCAAAAACACGAAAAGACAAAACUGAAGAAACAUCUAGCAGUGCUGCCUCCCGAGAAGUCACCUCCGAGAAAGUCAUAGUCAAAAAAAUAAGAAAAAUCAAACCCAAAGAAAAGUCUUUAGAUUCAGCGGUACCUUCAGCCACUGCUGAAGUGGCUCCAUCUGGUGCCACUGAUAAAGAAGUCAAAACAACUGUUGUGAAAAAAGUUAAAAAAGUUAUUAAACGUACUGAAACAAAACAAGGAGAAGAAAAGACUAGUAGUAGAACACUUCAACCCGAAUCCUCGACUUCCAAGUCUGAUUUAGAAAAACCCAAACGUGAAUCUAAACUUAAGCGUCCUAAAUCCUUUCCCACUAAAGAUGGUGAAAAACCUACUGAGCCUCAAAAUGGUUCAAUUGAAAAUAAUAAUGACUCAUCGACAAUUGAAUCGACAACGACGACAAAAAUUCCACAAACUAAGACUGCCAAUGUUGAUACAUCGCCAGAAGGUCGUAGUGAACCUAAAUUGAUUAGACCAAAAAGUUAUCCCGCCUCAAAAUUAACACCACCAAAAGAUAUUAAACGUAUAUUAUCUAGUCCCCCCGAAAAAGAUGCAACAAAUAAUAUUAUUAAACAAAUUCCUAAGCGCUCAAGUGUAUCUGAAGAAAAGUCUAUAAUUGCCAAGAGUAGUGAUUCAUCAUCACCUAUCGAAUCGAAGCCAUUAACAACGACUGUUAAAAGAGUUGUUAAAGUAACAAGAAAAUCCAAAAUCACAAGUCCCACUUUGACCCCAAGGAUUUCAACUGAUAAUGGUGACUCGAAAACAGCUGAAAAUAGUCCUUCCGAAGGAGGAACAAUGUCAUUCAAAGAUAAAUCUCCUGAGAAAAAAGUUGGCAAAGGUCUACUCUAUGCUAUAGGACAAAAAUUCGAAAAACUUCGAGACUCGGCGAAAAGUCAAAAGAAAACUGUUACCAAAGUAACAACUAGUGCUAAUGCAUUGAACAAUCUAAAAACUCCAGACGAUGUGCCAAAAGAAAAAUUAACUUUGUUGAAGAAGAAAAAAGCCAAAUCCACCGGAGAGUGUUGCGAGAAGAGUGAUGAAAAGACUGAUGAAAAACCUAUAAAAACCGAGACUCGUCGUUCGAGAAUCGAUGCUAUGAUACGAUCGUUACGAGAUCGUUCUGUACCCCGAACACCGGUCUUAACCGAAUCAAAUCUUAUCAAAAGAGCUGUGAGUGUUGAAGAAAUGCCUGGUACUUUCAAUAAAUGUGCUGUCAAUCGUGUCUUGGGUCUUUUUAAGAGAUUCGAAAAAGAUGGCGGUGGUGAUAGGAAAGUUCGAAGUACUCGUUCGACGAGUAAUAUUGAAAGACAAUUGCACAAAUCCGAAUCACCAAUCUAUCAGAACCGUGAUCGUCCUAAAUCUAGUGGUUUCCUAUCAAAGGUUACUAAGAAUUCAAAUAAUGUCAUCUUAGUAAGUAAAUCAGAGGACCAAAAUGGUUAUCAGCCUCAGGUGCAUAUCUUGACGAACAAUAAAAAGAAGGAAAUUCCUUCAAAUGACUCAUGUCCUGAUUGCAAACAGCAAGAUCAGGAACCAAUAAAUAAAAAUAUCUCCUCUAAAACUACAUUGGAGAAAGACGAACUACUACAAACUGCCAAAAUCAUCAAUAAAGAUAACAUUAAAGAUAAACGGAAGACUUUAGUACUGGACUUUACAAAGCUUGAUAAAAUUGACAAUAAUCUUGCCUCAGCAAUGCGUCAAAAUAAUUCGUCAACGAUCAAUGGCAAUACCGUCCAUAACAAUACAACAUCAUACAACGAUAAUGCCACAUGUAAUAACAAUAACAUUAGAACUUCAUCACACGAAAUUAAUCGUAAUCACAUUUAUACACCACAAAAUGACAAUGCUACAAAUUACUCGUCGGAUUCGAGAAGCUAUCAAGAUGAUUGUGCCUCAACGAGUACAUUCUUAUCGCCAACUGAUGAGCCAGAGCUUUGUUUUGAUAAUUGGUCAGUGUGUUCGGAAGAUAAUUACAUGUUGGCAACCCCUUCACCGACUGUUUCUCGGUUAUCAAGGACAUCUCAUUAUUCAUCACCAACUCACGGUGAUGGUAAUGAGAGUGUUAUUGACCGUAUUAAGCGAAGAAGCUUUUAUAGUCGAUUUAAUGAGAAACGACCAAAGCGUCAGAGUACGAUUGUUGGUCCUGGAGCUCGUGAUUAUUAUCGAGAAUCUUCAAUUACUUCAAGUAAACCAAAACCAUCAAGCGAUAGACAACCAUCGCCUGAUAUUACUAAGGAAUUCUUUAGACCACUUAAACUUAGUCCAGCUGGAAGUGAACUUAAACCUCCAAUUUAUAGAUCGACACCAGCUACAACUACAUCUGAUACUUCUAAAUCAUCUACAUCGUCUAGAAGAUUUGAAAAUCUUCAUUCAACGUCUUCACCUAGUUUCCUAUCGAAACGUUAUACUACAGAUAAUGAUUAUUUGGGAAAUAGUAGUUCAAUAGGGAGGACAAAACCAACAAGUACUUAUGAACAAAAUGGUUCGUCAUUAACUCAGCCCACAUCGUUUUAUAGUACUUAUAAUCCGAAACGAAGAUCUUCGUAUAAUUUGAAUGGAAGUGUUCCGGGGUCGAGUGUUACCAAUCAUAAUGUCGAUGGGUAUGCAACAGUUGGUAGACGUUCUACUCUUAGGCCAUAUGAUCAUCGAACAAUGUCAUUGCUCGAUCCGAUUGGACAUCAGAGUUCAACAUCGAUGAUUGGAACUUAUAGACGUGAUUAUAGGACUCCGAUUGGUGCUGAUCUCGGAAGUUAUUCAAGAUCUAGAUCAAAUUAUCGUUCCACAUCGGUGACGCGCAGUCCAACAAACAUUUGAUGCACAACACCACAAAACGGAUUUUGCAUUUUUUGCUAUUAUGCACAACAUAAACGAAGCUCAAAUAAAGAAACCUCCUCAGCAUCUACGGCAGAUAACAAACAACAACAACAAUUACAACAGCAAUUACCUACUAAGCAAAACAACACCAAUUAUAAAUAUUAAAUAAAAAAAAUAUUUUAAGUUUUUAUUUAAAAAAUAAAAUGAAAACCAAAAAAUAUUAAUUUAUAUAUUUUUUUACGUAAAAAUAUUUUUUUGUAUUAAUCACGACUAUAGAGUGCCUUUUUAUUUCAACAAAAAAAAAACCAAAAUAAAAAAAAAUAUGUAAAACUACUCUUUGUACUUAAUUAAGUAAAUAAUUAAAAAAAAAAUAUUUAAAAAAAGCAAUAUGUUUCAAAAAACACAAAAUAUAUUUAAAUUCGUAUAAAAAAGCGCAAUAUUUACAUUUAUGUUUUAUGAAAAUUUAAGAAAAAAAUAUAGAAUCAUGUAUGUAUGUUUCUUUCCUCUUGUUUAUCUUUAAAAUAAACAACAACAACAAACACACACUCAGACACACUCACUCACCCAACUGAAUUAUUAUAUAAAAUUAAUACCAAAAAAUAAUGAAAUGACAGAAAUUUAAAUUUAAAUAAAAAAGUUAACAGAUACAACGGAAAAUUACUAGUUAAUUAAUUUAUUCAUUGGUUGCAAUUACAAAAGAAAAAAAUUACAUUUGUAUAUUUAUGUAGUUUUCUAAAACGAAGUUUGAAUCGAAAUAAAAAUUACUAAAAAUUGGAAUGGAAAGAAAAAAAUGAAAGAAAUGAAAAAUAAAACGAAAAAAAAUUUGAUUGUGAAAA